UUCAUUUCACCUGUUCAAGUUCAAAUUGAAAAACAAAAUGAUGUCAUCAACAACAAUGAUGGGACAAUCAACAACAACCGCAACAACAUCACCUUCACCAUCAACUUCAUCAAUAUCAUCACCACCACCACAACCACCAUUAACAACAACAACAACAACAACAGAUUCCGAAUUAUCAUCAUCAAUCAAAAUAAAUGUAUUCGUUUUUAAUAAAAAUGAUUAUCAAACAAUAAUCAUUCCAUCAAUGAUGGUGACAAUGGCAACAGAUGUUGAUGAACCUAAUGAACAAAAUAUCAAUAAUUUUAAUAAUAUAAUCUAUGCUGAAGAUUUAGUAUUUUAUUUAACAUCAUCAUUUAAAAUAACAACAAUCUGUGCCCAUUUAUUUGGCCUUUAUAAUGUUGAAUCAGAUUUAUGGUUAUCACCAAAUCAACAGCUUCAUACAAUGAUUGAUGAAUUAUUUAAUAAUAAUAAUAAUAAUGAUAAUAAUAAUUCAAUAUUACAAUUUCAACUACGAAUACGUUAUACACAUUUAAAUCUCAUUAAUAAACUAAAGGAUAUUGAUCUAGAAUGUUUAGAUUAUUAUUUUCAUCAAAUUCGACAUGAUUUUCUUUAUAUACCAAAGAAAAAAUUUAAAAAAGAUGAAUUAGAAGAAGUAUAUGGUAUUGCAUUGAUUGAUCUAAUUCGUGUUACUAUUGAAGAUGAAGAAAAAUUACAUCGUGCUGAUGAACGUUGUGAUUCAUAUAUAAGUCAGAUAAAAAAACAUUGUCCAAAAAAUAUGGUGAAACCAAAAUUUUUAUUCAUUGGUGAUAAAUUAAGAAAAAUAUUUAAACGUAAUUGUAAAAAAGAUACAGAUAAAAUAUGGGUUAAAUUUUGUUAUAUAAAACAAUUUCUAUCAUGUGCUCAUUCAUUUUAUGAUAUAUCAUCAAUACAAUUAGCUAAUGCAUUUCAUGAAAUUUAUCAUAUUAUUCUUGAAUCAACAAAUAUUCAAUCGAUUAUUACAUCACAACAUUUAGUAUAUUAUGAUUGGCAAAAGCAGAAAAUUUUCUGGCGAAAUUCAUCAACAAAUAAUGUUAAAUUUAAUAAUCAUGAUGAAUGGAAAAUAUGGUUUCCAAUUGAAGAAAUUUCCAGUAUCAAUAUACUUGCAUUGGAUCGAAGAAAAAUACUCAUCUGUUUUGUUAAUCGACCAGCAUUAACAAUUAUUUUUCCACAAUUAGGACAAAUGAAAUCAUUCAUUUCAUUAUUGUCCGGUUAUCAUCGUUUAUCAAUGCAUUGGAAUCUAAAUCUAUCGGCUGAAUAUUAUUCACCAAUGUUGAAAAAAUUGAAAAAAAUUAAUUGUUUUGGUCCAAUUCAAGAUGAAUUUGUAUUAAAUCGUUUGCAAAAAAUUCGUGAUGGUCAAAAAAAUUCCGGACAAUUUCUUCUACGACAAAGUGAUACAGAUUUUUAUUCACUAAAACUUUGUUAUGAACAACAAAAUCAACUAAAAUAUUUUAAUCUAAAAUGGCAUCCACAAUCAUCGGAUAAUUCAUUAUUCAGUUGGAAAGAUGAUUUCAAUGAAACGGAUAUUCGUGCCGAUUAUUCAGAAUUAUUAAUUUGGUUACAAAAACAAUUAAAUCUAUUUCAACCGAUUCUUUUUGGUGAAAAUGAUCAUCUACCGGAUUUAUUGCUAUGUAGUCGUGAAGAUGAUAUGAACAAAAUAAAAUCCAAUGAUGAUAUUUUACCAAUUAUACAGAAUGAACGUAUAAAAAAAUCUAUAUUAACAAUGAAUAAUAAUGGUGUAUUUUGUACACGUAUCGGUACUGUUAAAUUGGUCAGUAAUCAAGAGGAAAAAGUUUUUAUCAAAGAAUUUAUUGAUUCCAAAGAAUCGGCACGUAGUGAAAAUCUAUUGAAAGAAAUUGAUGAAUGGAGUAAAUUGAAAAAUGUUUCCAUAAUGAAUUGUAAAGGUGUUGUAAUGCAUCCAUUAUCAAUAUUAUUUGAACAUUGUCAUAUUACAUUACGUGAUUAUUAUUCAUUACAAGAAUGUAAACUUAAUCCAUUCAAUCUUAUUGAAGCAGCUUUUUGUUUGGCUAAAGCAUUAGAUUAUCUUUAUACACAUAAUUUAAGUCAUGGUUACAUAAAAUUUGAUAAUCUUUUUGUAUCACAUUUUUCAAAAACAUCAUUAUUCAUAAAAUUAGGUGAUCCAAUUGGAUUUAGUUGUUAUUUUAAUCAAACAAUUGAACAACCAUGGCUGCCACCAGAAUAUUUUAAUGAUAAUGGAUUUUUCUUUCGAAAACAUACCAAUUAUAGUGAUGUAUGGGCAUUCGGUACAACAAUGUGGGAAAUAUUUCAUAAUGGUAAUAAACCAUUAUUCAAUUAUAUGAAUAUUGAUCAAGUUAAUCUAUGUGCAAUGCCUGAAUCAAUACAUUUAUUAACGAAAAAAUGUUGGGAUAAAGAUUUUUGUAAUCGUAUACCACCAUCGGGUGUAUUUCGUGAACUAGUACUUAUACUUUAUGAUGCAAGAAAAUAUCGUAAACAAUAUGUUAUUAAUGAAAAUUUAACGAAUGAAAUGAUUCUUAAAAUGAAUAUUGAAAAUGGUAAUAAUAAUCAGAAUAAUAAUAAAUAUCCAUCAUAUUUAAAGAAUAAUCGUAGAGAAAGUAGUAAUAGUAGUAAUAGUAUUAGUAUGAUCAAUAAUAAUGGCUAUAAUAAACGUUCAUCAUUAUUACCAAUUGUAAAUGGUUAUCAACAACGGCCAUUAUCAAUAUAUAAUGGUAAUGAUGAUUUGGAUGAUUUAGAUGAUGUAACAACUGAAACAACAAUUUAUGAUCAAAUGGAAGAUGCAUUUCUUAUAUCGGAAACAGAUGAUUAUCGUCAUAUACAGGCUAUGGAUAAUUUGGAAUGUAUAUCAAAAGAUCGAAUCAAUGUAUUGAAAAUUAUUGGAGAGGGAAAUUAUGGAAAAGUAUAUCAGGCAACAUGUGAUGAUAAAUAUGUUGCAUUAAAAGUUGUUUCCGAUAAUAAAAUCUCAAGCCUAAGUGAAGAGAUUAAAAUAUUGACCAAAUUAAGACAUCGUAAUAUUGUUGAAAUACGUGGCUUUUCAAAUGUUGAUGUUGAUCAAUAUUUAAAAGUACCAUCAAAAGCAUUAGUUAUGGAAUAUAUGCCAUUAGGUUCGUUAGUAAAAUUUCUAGAAACUAAAGGACCAAAUGAUAAUCUUGAAAUGACAAAAUUUGCAACCGAUAUUGCAUGUGGUUUGGAUUUUCUUGCCAGUAAACAUAUUAUUCAUCGUGAUCUAGCUGCAAGAAAUAUUCUUGUUGCAAGUGGUAAUUCGGUUAAGAUUGCUGAUUUUGGUUUAGCUCAUAUACUUGAAGAUGAUACUCAAUAUAAUUAUCGUAGUAUUCGUGGUCUACCAUAUAAAUGGCACGCUCCAGAAUCAUUUGAACGACAUAUGUUUCGAUUCGAAUCGGAUAUUUGGAGCUAUGCAAUUGUCAUUUGGGAAAUGUACAGUUAUUGUCGACAAACAUUAUAUAAAGAAAUUGAUUCAAAUAAAGAAGAUGUACAAGAAUUACUUACCCAUCUUAAACAAGGCAAACGUCUUGAAUGUCCAGAAAAUUGUCCAGAAUCUGUUUAUAAACUUAUGUUAGAUUGUUGGGCAUAUCAACCGGAAUGUCGACCGAAUGCAUCAGAAGUUUAUCAAACAAUCAAAUUGAUUGAUGAACAAAUACGUUCACAAUCAUUAAUUUAAAUUU
Molecule: messenger RNA, 3716 nt
Organism: Dermatophagoides pteronyssinus (European house dust mite)
Lineage: Eukaryota; Metazoa; Arthropoda; Arachnida; Sarcoptiformes; Pyroglyphidae
Product: tyrosine-protein kinase JAK1-like
Biological process (GO): cell surface receptor signaling pathway via JAK-STAT; cell differentiation; cytokine-mediated signaling pathway
Cellular component (GO): cytoskeleton; cytosol
Molecular function (GO): cytokine receptor binding; non-membrane spanning protein tyrosine kinase activity; ATP binding
Source: RefSeq, a predicted model, not a curated record